AUGGCGGUGAAGGAUUGGCUAAUAAAGCUCAAAGAUGUUGCUUAUGAUGAGAUGACUUUGGUAAGCAAUCAUCUUGGUCUAGAAUGCAAUCAGAUUCUUACUUGUGUGGAUCUGAAGUCUUUGGAAGAGAUGAAGACAGAGAAGAUCAUAAGAUUUCUAAUGAAUCCAAUUGAUCCAAGAGAUGUCGCAGUCAUUCCCAUAGUUGGCAUGGGCGGGCUAGGGAAGACAACAGUGAGCAAAUUGGUCUACAAUGACAAAAGGGUUGAGGAGCAUUUUGAGAGACGGAUUUGGGUCUGCGUAUCCGAAAUGUUUGAUGUUAAGAAGCUUAUGAGAGCAAUUGUUGAGUCUGCAACUGGGAUUAGAUGUGAUCUUGAUGAAAUGGAAGCAAUCCAUCGCCGUGUUCAAGAAUUGAUUAUGGGUAAAAGGUUUUUGCUCGUUUUGGAUGAUGUGCGGAAUGAGGAUCAUGAGAAAUGGGACAGGCUGAAGAAUUCAGUGCAGCACGGUUCUGAAGGAAGUGGCAUUUUAGUGACAACUCGUAGCGAAAAGCAAUUGUUGGUUAUUGUUUCAGCAACGAGCAUUCAGAAAUGGAAGACUCGACGAGCGCGCUUCAAAUUUGGUGGCUGUUGGAAAAGAAAUUGCAAGUGCAAGGGUGUACCUUUGGCAGCAAAGGCUCUCGGAAGCUCACUGCCGAUGAAAAGACAAAUCGAGUACUGGAUAACUGUUAGAGAUAGUGAAAUGUGGAGCUUUACUGAAGAAGAAAAUGUAAUUUUACAGGUAUUAAGGCUAAGCUAUGACAGUCUUCCAUCUCAUCUAAAGCAAUGUUUUGCAUACUGCUCCCUUUAUCCUAAGGACUACAAGAUAAAAAAGGAGAAUUUGAUCCAUUUGUGGAUAGCAGAAGGAUUUGUUCGACCGUCUCGAGGAAAACAACUAUAAGAGGUUGCGGAUGAAUGUUUUAAUGAGUUGUUGUGGAGGUCUUUUUUCCAAAAUGCAACCAAAGAUGGAAAUGGUGGCAUAGUAGAAGUUGAAAUGCACCAUCUCCUUCAUGAUCUGGCAAACUCUGUUGCAGCCAACAGUUGCUUGAUGCUGGAGGUUUCUAAGCAAGAGAUUAUCGCCUCCGAAA
Morus notabilis is the source of this 1120-nucleotide messenger RNA. RefSeq names its product putative disease resistance protein RGA3. NCBI's taxonomy places the organism in Eukaryota, Viridiplantae, Streptophyta, Magnoliopsida, Rosales, Moraceae. The transcript is spliced from 3 exons. Gene Ontology annotation, biological process: defense response to other organism. The record is from RefSeq and is a predicted model, not a curated record. Gene Ontology annotation, molecular function: ADP binding. The coding region runs from base 1 to 933 and encodes 310 amino acids.